CGAAUCUUGGUUAAAAGCUUCCCAAUACAAACACAAAGUCAAUUCGUUGAUUGAUAUUAGAAUAGUUCAAGUUUCAUGUAGGUAUCCUAUCACAGGUGUAUCUGCUCUAGUGAUUUUGUACCAGAUAUAACUUGACUAUCGUAAGUAAUCUUUAUUGUUCAUUGGUGUAGGGUUUUCCACUCAUCUGCGUACGUUUGUUCAUACAUGACUAUAAAAAUAUGAUUCGGUUAUUCGUCUGUUGCUCUUUAUUCGUUGCGUAUGUCAUUCUAUCAGUUGAUUUAAAAAAAUAACUAUUUUAAAAUAUAUUUUUCAUUCCGGUUUUGCAAAAUUUUUUGGAACUAUCGUGAGACGUCGUGUUUGAAUUUUUUUUAAUAAUAGAAAUACCUGCAAUUUUGAGUUCGGAGUGUCGUAAAAAUAGAAUUAUAAUUGUUUCCAACAAUGAUGUCGAAAGUAUUUUCUGGUAGUUUAUUGCGGUUUGGAUUCGGUGUUGUAAGAAGAAAACCGACGAAUGGUGUUUUCUCGAAGAUGUAUCAUUCAAGAAAAGCAAAACCAGCAUAUGAAGGGGUUCCCGCAUCGUUGUACAAUAUGUUAACUAUAGUAGAGAAUUACAAAAAAGGAACGGAUAUACUUAGGGAUUAUCAAAAAGAGUUUUUUGAAGAUCAUUUGGAAAUCAAGGAAGAUGUAUUAUCUGAGGAUGAACACGAAUUAAAUAGUAUACGUGUGCUCGCAGUAGAAACCAUGGAAGAUACCUUAAGAACAGAAGGAAAGCCUAACCUCAGGAAGUUUCUUGCUGAUAAUCCAGAAAGUCUUAGUGAAUCCGAUAAAUCCAAACUCCUAAAUAUUUUAGAUUACAGAGACAAGAUGAUUGCGGAUUUUAAAAUGAAUAUUGUAUCGAUGUCCACGGAAUUCGGAUUCGACGGAUCAGAUAAGCUGCUCGCACUAUCAAUAGUAGAAGAUAUGCUCAGAACGAAAGGAAUUCCUAACCUGAGGACGUUUCUGGCUGGUAAUCCAAAAAGUCUUAGUAAAUCCGAUAAAUCCAAAUUACUAAAGAUGGUUGAUCAUAGAGACCAGCUGAUUGUGGUUUAUAAAAAUCUUAGUAAAUAUUUUGGUAAAAAAGAUGGAUUAGUUUUGUGAUCGAAUUUCUUAAUUUAUUUAAAUAGGUAUUGUUGAAAUGGUGUGUUGUGAAACCAUAUGUUAGAUUUUAAUAUUUUUUAAUCGCGUAUAUUUUUGUAUUAGUCGUAACAUUGUGAUAAGUAUUUAAGCUUUUUUAAAAAAAAAUCGUGUAUGAAAUAAUUGAAAUGUUUAGUAAAAAUAUAAAUAAUGCAUUUUUGUA
Planococcus citri (citrus mealybug) is the source of this 1333-nucleotide messenger RNA. RefSeq lists its product as uncharacterized. Lineage: Eukaryota; Metazoa; Arthropoda; Insecta; Hemiptera; Pseudococcidae. The transcript is spliced from 5 exons. The record is from RefSeq and is a predicted model, not a curated record. The coding region runs from base 439 to 1134 and encodes 231 amino acids.